CAUUUAAUUUGCCAUUAAAUCUACCAUGAAAUUUACCAUUUCAUUAACCAUUUUAACCAUCAAGAUCAGGUUAGCAAUCAACUGUGAGUUGUGACAACCUUUAACCAUUGCUCAUAAGAAGUAAACCAUUUCCAGAGAAAUUGGAAUCUUCUUCUUAUUUUUUGGUGAAACAAUCAGCAAUUUAUUAAGUGUGUUUCGAGGAAAUGUUCAUUCUAUUAACAGAAUGGCCAGAUAAUUUAAAAAUAAUGUCUUUCUUGCGUUUCAUUUUUAGUUAAUCAUGUAAUCUCUCAUUGAAUCCAAACCAAACUUGGAUAGACAAGUUGUUUUUUGUAUUUAAGUUCAGUCUUCACCUUUCUCCUCCUUUUUUCGGUUUUGUAGUCGUUAUUAUCUUCCAUUUCUUAUCUAUUGAAGCAACACCAGAAGAUCGACUGCAAAUAUAAAUUGAAAUUGUCUUUAGUGUCUGCCUGACAUCACAGUUUAAGCAGAAACAGCAAACAGUUGAAAUCGUCAUCGUUCAUAUUAUUUUUGCAAACUGGUAAUACGGUUAAACGCUUUCAAGUUAACAAUACAAGAGAAGACCGUUUUGUGUUUUUGUUUAACUCAGCUCAUUUUGAACAGUUAAACAUUGCCAUCUCAUCAAAUAUGUCUGAAAAAAGUGAGGAAAUUGUUAAAGGUGAAAAUUCAGAGGAAAUUAAAAGUAAUACUGAUGUAGUGACUGGUUAUUAUGAACAAGAUGGAUACAAAAUUCAUUAUGAAAAAGUUGGUCAUGGAGAUUGUGUUGUUUUUAUGUUUCCUGGAGCUUGUGGUCAUUCAAGAGCUGACUUUGGACCUCAACUAGAUGGUUUUGACAAAGAUAAAUUUACUCUGGUUGCUUGGGAUUCACCGGGUUUUGGGCUGAGCCGACCACCUGAACGUGAUUAUCAAAAACAUGCAGAGGAGAAAUUUUUUUACCAAUAUGAUGCUGAAACUGUUGUUAAAUUGAUGGCACAUUUAGGUUAUGACAGUUUCUCUGUGAUGGGAUGGAGUGAUGGCGGUAAAUCAGCCUUGCUUGUUCCAAUCUUGUUUCCAGCUAAAGUCGAGAAGCUAGUAGUUUGGGGAACUCUGGCAUAUAUUCCUGAAAAAUAUAAAGUCAUGUGGAGGAUUCUUUGCACAUUGGAGAUGUGGGAAGAGGCGCGAAGGAAAGAAUAUAUUAAACUUUAUGGAAAUCGAGAGACACUUGAAAAGAUUUGGUACAAACACAUGAGCUAUACUUACACUACUACAGAUAUUUGUAAGGACAGGGUAAAAGAAAUAAAAUGUCCAACAUUUGUCCUUCAUGGGAAAAAGGACACUAUGAUUCCAAAGGAAUUCUUUGAUCAUUUGGUUGCAAAUAUUCCUGAUGUUGAGUCUCAUCUGUUUCCCGAUGGUGUCCAUGAUAUUCAUAUCAGCCAUGCUGAAACAUUCAACAAAAUGGUCCAACGAUUUCUCUUGGAUUGAAAUGAAAGUACUUAUUGUUUUACUUAACAAGAAUCUGUAAUGUUAAAAUUACGUUUUUAUACUCUUCUUAUAAAUGGUUGUUAUUGAAUAA
Messenger RNA from Tetranychus urticae (two-spotted spider mite), 1567 nucleotides. Its product is annotated as serine hydrolase BPHL. NCBI's taxonomy places the organism in Eukaryota, Metazoa, Arthropoda, Arachnida, Trombidiformes, Tetranychidae. Gene Ontology annotation, molecular function: serine hydrolase activity. The record is from RefSeq and is a predicted model, not a curated record.